AUGGCAGAAGCCUCUUUAAAAUCCAAAAGAAAAAUAUGUGAUGAAAAUAGAGCAUUUCAAGACAAUUGGGAAGAAGAAUACUUUGUUGUUGCAAAUAAUCAUCGUUCGACAUGUUUGAUAUGUCGUGAAAGUAUUACAUUAAAAAAAUACAACAUUGUUCGUCAUUACACCAAAAAACAUAAAUCAUUUAAUGACACUUUUCCUCCCAGCUCUUCAAUAAGAUGUGAAAAGUUAACUUUCUUUAAGAAAUCAUUGCAACAAGAACAAAAUGUUAUGUCAGUGGCAAUAUCCCAAGAUUCAGCGGUGACAAGAGCAUCGUAUGAAAUUUGUUACAUACUUGGUAAACAUAUGAAACCAUUUAUUGACGCAGAGAUUGUGAAGGAAUGUUUUCUCAGUGCUUCCAAUGUAUUAUUUGACAAAUUUAGCAAUAAAAAUAAAAUAAUAUCGCAAAUCAAACACAUGCAACUCUCUGAUUCUAUGUGCGUUAGACGAAUUAAAGAUAUAGCAAAACAUCUUUCUGAUCGCAUCAUAGAAGAUUUGAAAAAUUGUACAUUUUUUAGGUUGGCUUUCGAUUCUAGCACCGAUAUUUCAGCAACAUCACAAUGUUCAGUUUACGUUCGAUACUGUACCGAAAAUUCAAUUCACGAAGAUUUUUUGAAAUUUCUUCCUAUGAAGAAUCAAACCAGAGGAACGGAUUAUCUCGAUGUUAUUAGUACAUUUUUAAAAAACAAUGAUAUCGAAAUUAAAAAAUUGGUUUGUGUAUGCACGGAUGGAUGUCCUUCUAUGACCGGACCCGAAAAGGGAUUUAUUUCUUUAUUGAAAAAGAAGUACAAUUUAACGAAUCUCUUGUCUUUUCACUGUAUUAUUCACCAAGAGAACUUAGCAUCACGUAUCUCCAUUGCCGAAUUAGACGCCGUGAUGAAAACUGUAAUAAAUAUAGUGAACUAUAUCCGAGCACGAGAACUAAACCACAGAAAAUUUAAAAAUCUUUUGGAAGAAAUGAACAGUUAUUAUGGCGACGUUCUUUUACAUACCUCGGUGCGAUGGCUAAGCAGAGGAAAAGUUAUCGAACGGUUUUUUCUUUAA
This is a messenger RNA of Psylliodes chrysocephalus, 1086 nucleotides long. NCBI's taxonomy places the organism in Eukaryota, Metazoa, Arthropoda, Insecta, Coleoptera, Chrysomelidae. The record is from the annotation of a GenBank genome assembly.